AUGUCUGAUACAGCUGGCAGUAGUACUGAAAAUAUUGACGUUGUCAUCAAGUCUUCGUCCGACAAGAAAUAUACUCUGUCACUACCCAUAUCGACUAGAAUUGAAGAACUCAAGGCACAACUGGCGCAACAAUCAGAUAUCCCUGCCGAUAGACAAAGACUGAUCUUUGCUGGCCGGGUAUUAAAAGACAAUGAAACUCUUGAAUUUUACAAGAUCAAAUCUGGCCAAACUAUUCAUUUGGUGAAGGGAGCUGCUCCCCCAGGUAGCACCAGCGGCACUGCAUCAGGUGCUUCCACUACAGGUGCCAGCGCCACUGGAUCCAGCCCCUCAUCUAACAGUUCCAAUUCUACAGCUUCCCAAGUUCCUGGAAAUAUUGCUGCUGGUGCUGGUAGUGGCAACCUUUUGGCAGACUUGACUGGUGCAAGAUAUGCUGGAUUGGCUCAAUUGCCGUCAGCUUCCAUGUUCGGCCCUGAUGGUGGCAUGGGUGCUGGAGCCAAUUCUGAACAACUUCUUAAUCUGAUGGAGGAACCAGGUUUUGCUCAACACAUGCAACAAGCUUUACAAAACCCAGCUAUUGUCGAUCUCAUGAUUAAUUCCAACCCCCAACUAAGGCAGAUGGGUCCUCAGUUUAGACAAAUGCUGCAGAGCCCUGAAUUUGUUCAGAUGAUGUCCAAUCCUCAAACCAUUCGUACUAUGAUGCAAAUGGAAAGAAUGUUUGGAGGUGCUGGUGCUGGCGCUGGAGGUGCAGGGGCCAAUUCAUUCCCAGCUCCAGGAUCUACUGAUAAUAACGGUAGUACUACUACUGAUAGCACGGCAUCGAGCGAUACUAGUGCUAACGCUGGAACCGGUGCUGGAGCUAAUCCUUUCGGUGGUUUGUUCCCCAAUGGUCAAACCCCAGAUGUCUCUGCAAAUCCAUUCGCUGCUCUUCUUAACCCUCAACGUCAUGCUAAUGCUGCUGCUGCUGCCGGAGGUGCCGACAAUGCCUCAACCAACCAAUUCAAUCAAUUUAACCCAGCUCUUCUGGCUAGCUUAUUAGGAGGAAAUGCUCCUGCUCCAGAACCUCAAGAUGACAGACCACCAGAGGAAAGAUACGAAUCACAGCUUAGACAACUCAAUGAGCUAGGGUUCUUCGAUUUUGAUCGCAACGUGCGUGCUCUUCGCCGUAGUGGUGGUAAUGUGCAAGGAGCUGUUGAGGCUCUUCUCGAUGGUCAAGUCUGA
Messenger RNA from Sugiyamaella lignohabitans, 1218 nucleotides. It is a transcript of the gene DSK2, whose product is annotated as Dsk2p. The coding region runs from base 1 to 1218 and encodes 405 amino acids. Gene Ontology annotation, molecular function: polyubiquitin modification-dependent protein binding. Lineage: Eukaryota; Fungi; Ascomycota; Dipodascomycetes; Dipodascales; Trichomonascaceae. The record is from RefSeq and is a predicted model, not a curated record. Gene Ontology annotation, cellular component: cytosol. Gene Ontology annotation, biological process: ubiquitin-dependent protein catabolic process. The transcript has a single exon.